Messenger RNA from Penicillium argentinense, 1617 nucleotides. RefSeq names its product isocitrate lyase 1. The coding region runs from base 1 to 1617 and encodes 538 amino acids. Gene Ontology annotation, biological process: carboxylic acid metabolic process. The transcript has 3 exons. Gene Ontology annotation, molecular function: isocitrate lyase activity. Lineage: Eukaryota; Fungi; Ascomycota; Eurotiomycetes; Eurotiales; Aspergillaceae. The record is from RefSeq and is a predicted model, not a curated record.
AUGGGUCUGCACGAAGAUGAGGACCGCAAGUAUGCGGAGGAUGUCCAGGCCGUCAAGAACUGGUGGAGCGACUCCCGAUGGCGCUUCACCAAGCGCCCUUUCACGGCCGAGCAGAUCGUCGCGAAGCGUGGCAACUUGACCGUGGACUACCCCUCGGGUGUCCAGGCCAAGAAGCUCUGGAAGACCCUGGAGAACAACUGGCAGACUAAGCAGGCCAGCUUCACCUACGGCUGUCUCGAGCCUACCAUGAUCACCCAGAUGUGCAAGUUCCUCGACACCAUCUACGUUUCCGGCUGGCAGAGCUCCUCGACCGCUUCGUCUACGGAUGAGCCCUCCCCCGAUCUGGCUGAUUAUCCGAUGGACACCGUCCCUCGCAAGGUCAACCAGCUCUUCAUGGCACAGCUUUUCCACGACAGGAAACAGCGCGAGGAGCGCAUCACCACCCCCAAGGACCAGCGCUCCAAGGUUGCCAACGUUGACUAUCUGCGCCCCAUUAUCGCCGAUGCCGACACUGGUCACGGUGGUCUGACCGCCGUCAUGAAACUCACCAAGCUGUUCGUUGAGCGGGGUGCUGCUGGUAUUCACAUCGAGGACCAGGCCCCUGGAACUAAGAAGUGCGGCCACAUGGCCGGUAAGGUGCUGGUCCCCAUCAGCGAGCACAUCAACCGUCUCGUCGCCAUCCGUGCCCAGGCCGAUAUCAUGGGCACUGACCUUUUGGCCAUCGCCCGUACUGACUCCGAGGCCGCCACCCUCAUCACCUCUACUAUCGACCACCGCGACCACGCUUUCAUUGUUGGAACCACCAAUCCCAACCUCCAGCCCUUGAACGACUUGAUGGUUGCUGCCGAGCAGGCCGGCAAGAACGGUGCUGAGCUGCAGGCUAUUGAGGAUCAAUGGACCGCCCAGGCCGGCCUGAAGCUCUUCGAGGAGGCCGUCAUUGACACCAUCAACGCUGGUGUUCACGGCAACAAACAGGGUCUGAUUGAGCAGUUCCGCAAGGCCGCCAAGGGCAAGAGCAACACCGAGGCCCGCGCCAUCGCCAAGGGUAUCACUGGCGUCGACAUCUUCUGGAACUGGGACUCUCCCCGUACCCGUGAGGGUUACUACCGCUACAAGGGCGGCACGCAGUGCGCCGUCAACCGCGCCGUUGCCUAUGCUCCCUUUGCUGAUCUCAUCUGGAUGGAGAGCAAGCUGCCCGAUUUCAAGCAGGCCAAGGAGUUCGCCGACGGCGUGCACGCCGUGUGGCCCGAGCAGAAGCUCGCCUACAAUCUGUCUCCCUCCUUCAACUGGAAGAAGGCCAUGCCUCGCGACGAGCAGGAGACCUACAUCAAGCGUCUCGGCGAACUCGGCUACUGCUGGCAGUUCAUUACUCUGGCCGGUCUGCAUACCACCGCGCUCAUCUCCCACCAGUUCGCCAAGGCGUACGCUAAGAACGGCAUGCGCGCCUACGGCGAGCUCGUCCAGGAGCCAGAGAUGGAGCAGGGCGUGGACGUCGUUACUCACCAGAAGUGGAGUGGGGCCAACUACGUCGACAACAUGCUCAAGAUGGUCUCUGGCGGUGUGAGCAGUACCGCUGCCAUGGGCAAGGGUGUGACCGAGGACCAGUUCAAAAGCUGA